GUUUUGAGGGCUGACUAAAAAUCAAUACCAUCGUUAUCGCUAACCAAACAGCUGACAGUGAAAUCAGCGUUAAUACCAAUUGCAAACAAUGCAGAGUGAAAACUGAAGAUUUGUUUUUAACACACACACAAGAUACACUGGAAGAAUAUAUUCGCUGAAUGCUUGACUGGGAAGCUUAGGGGAACCAAACAGCGGGGAGUAUGGACAUGGCCAGAAGUAUCUUCGGCCGAGAUCACGAGGGUUACGUGGGCCGUGAGGAACAUACGCGCAAACUUCAGAACCUGGGCUCGGAAGAUGAUCUGGGAGAGCUGCCGCCCAUGAUGGAAGAACUAAGUGUCGCCGAUGGACUGCGACCGAAUCCCGGCGGACCCUUCUCUGCCCUCACAGCCUCCAUGUGGCCUCAGGAGAUUCUCGCUAAACUGGGUGGAGGGGCAGAGCUGGCCUCCGGCCCCAACGACCAGCCCGAGUACCGAUUCGACGAAUUUGGCUUCCGCGUUGAGGAAGAAGACGGACCAGAGCAAAGCUCAAACAAGUUGUUAAGCAUUCCUUUCGUGGAGGACGCCCAACAGCGACUACAGUGGAUUGCUCAUCUGGAGUUCUCACACAACAAAGAAGCAACCGAGCUGAGCUGGGAGCACGUGGAUGUACUGCUCCCACGCACCGAAAAGCUGCGCAACAUGGUGCGCCAGGGCAUCCCACACACGUUGCGUGCUCAAAUGUGGAUGCGGCUUUCUGGUGCGCUGGCCAAGAGACAAAAAAGCGAGACCAGCUACCAGGAUAUAGUAAAGGCCUCCAGCAAUGACCAGCUCAUGACUUCAAAACAAAUAGAAAAAGACUUGCUGCGCAUCUUGCCCACUAACGCCUGCUUCAGCAAUCCAAACGGGACGGGGAUACCUCGACUUCGUCGCAUCCUUAGAGGAAUCGCGUGGCUUUUUCCUGACAUUGGAUAUUGCCAGGGCACUGGUGUGAUCGUAGCCUGUCUGUUACUGUUUAUGGAAGAGGAGAACGCCUUUUGGAUGAUGGCCACUAUUGUUGAGGAUCUGCUUCCUGCCUCUUACUACAGUUCUACGCUUCUGGGAAUCCAGGCGGACCAGCGAGUGAUGCAGACGCUCAUUGCCAACUACUUGAGCAGCGUGGAUGAAUCGCUAAAGAAGCACGACAUUGAACUAUCCCUCAUCACUCUUCACUGGUUCCUCACACUUUUCGCCAAUGUCGUCCACAUGAAAAUCCUGGUCCGAAUCUGGGAUUGGUUCUUCUAUGAGGGCUCAAUUGUGCUCUUCCAAUUGACGCUCGGAAUGCUUAAAGUUAAGGAGCAGGAGCUUAAGCAUCUGGAAAACUCUGCGCAGAUCUUCAACUCCCUUUCCGACAUUCCGGGAGAGGUCACCGAUGUGGAAGUGCUCUUUCGCCAGGCGUUAGACGUGGGAGGCUCCCUUAGUCAAACUGUAAUCGACACCCACCGUCGAAGACAUUUGGCAUAUCUCAUGGCGGACCAAGGCCACCAGAUCGGCAAUCCUGAAGCAGCACCAAAUCUUCCAAAGCAACAGUUAGCUCGAAGGCAAGUCCGCAAGAGCAAGUCCAUUCUAGAGGCGUUCCUGUUUCGAGGCGAUGGCAGCGAAGCUGAUCAGCUGAAAAACAAGAACAUUCGUCAAACGGAGAUUCUGGUUGAUUUACGCGAAGCUAUCCUCAAAGUGGGUCGACAUUUUAUCACCAUCGAGCCUAAGCUGGCUGGGCAUAUCCAGCUAACGGCCAACUACAGCAGCGAGUCCCACGCCAAGGACCAUGAGAACUUCAUCAACGUGGCGAGAACGCGAAAGCGGCGGGCCAAAGCCCUGCAUGACUUCGAACGCCACGACGACGAUGAAUUGGGCUUCCGGCGGAACGACAUCAUUACAAUCAUCAGCCAGAAGGACGAACACUGCUGGGUUGGCGAGUUAAACGGGCUCCGAGGCUGGUUUCCAGCCAAAUUCGUUGAACUGCUGGACGAACGGAGCAAACUGUACACAUCGGCUGGGGAUGAUGCCAUAUCGGAGACUGUCACAGAUCUGGUGAGAGGCACCCUGGCACCUGCAAUUAAGGCCUUUUUGGAACACGGCAUGAAAAGACCCACAUUUCUGGGUGGACCUAUCCACCCAUGGCUCUAUAUUGAGGAGGCUGCCACGCGGGAAGUGGAAAAAGAUUUCGAAUCCGUUUACAGUCGCUUGGUUUUGUGCAAAACGUACCGCCUGGAUGAGGAUGGAAAGGUGCUGACACCAGAGGAGCUUCUUUACCGUUGCGUCCAGGCUAUAAAUCAAACGCACGACGACGCUCAUGCCCAGAUGGACGUCAAGUUACGCUCGCUCAUCUGUUUGGGACUAAACGAACAAGUUCUUCACCUGUGGCUUGAAGUGCUAUGCGCGUGCCAAGAAGUAGUGCAAAAGUGGUACCACACCUGGAGUUUCAUUGACUCUCCAGGCUGGGUGCAGAUCAAAUGCGAGCUUCGCAUUCUAUCGCAGUUCGCCUUCAACCUGAAUCCUGACUGGGAGCUACCCCCAAAGCGUGGCAAGGAAUCACAGCCGCUCAAAGACGGAGUGCGGGACAUGCUGGUGAAGCACCAUCUUUUCUCGUGGGAUCUGUGAGCCCUGUGGCGCGCUUUUUGUAUAGAAUUCCAAAUCGCGUAUUCAAUCUCGUUUCUCAUUAUUUCCAUGUGCAAUCGCAAUCUUUUGAAUUUAGUAGCAGCUAGCUUUCGCUUCUUAAGUACUCCUCAGUUGUACACCUAAAUUAAGUGCUUUACUAUGUAUCAUUACAAUCUUUAGCUAUAUCUGUCUUUACGGGAGUUUGUUUACUUAAUGUCCAUCCAUUACUAUAUAAAGCCUCGACAACAUACACCAACUACCACUAAAUUACAAAUGUA
This is a messenger RNA of Drosophila bipectinata, 2890 nucleotides long. Its product is annotated as small G protein signaling modulator 3 homolog. Gene Ontology annotation, molecular function: protein binding. The record is from RefSeq and is a predicted model, not a curated record. Lineage: Eukaryota; Metazoa; Arthropoda; Insecta; Diptera; Drosophilidae.